GCAGGGCGAGAGGCCACCAACACCAUGUUCUGCACAAAGCUGAAGGAUCUCAAGAUCACAGGGGAGUGCCCUUUCUCCUUACUGACACCAGCUCAGCUUCCAAAAGAGCCAGCAGAGGAGGAUGCAGAAGGCUCAGAUUGCUGCAAAGCAACUCCACCCAUCUGUCAGGAUGUCCCUGAGAAGAACGUUCAAGAAAAUCUUCCUCAAAGAAAGACUAGUCGGAGUCGAGUCUAUCUUCACACUUUGGCAGAGAGUAUUUGCAAACUGAUUUUCCCAGAGUUUGAACGGCUGAACCUUGCACUUCAGAGAACAUUGGCAAGACAUAAAAUCAAAGAAAGCAGGAAAUCUUUGGAAAGAGAAGACUUUGAAAAAAUCAUUGCAGACCAAGCAAUUGCAGCAGGAGUUCCUGUGGAGAUCCUCAAAGAAUCUUUCGGCGAAGAGCUUUUUAAAAUAUGUUAUGAGGAAGAUGAACACAUCCUAGGCGUGGUUGGAGGAACCCUUAAAGAUUUUUUAAAUAGCUUCAGUACCCUUUUGAAACAGAGCAGCCAUUGCCAGGAAGCAGAAAAGAGAGGCUGGUUUGAUGACGCCUCCAUUCUGUGCCUAGAUAAAGACCACAAUUUCUUAAACGUUUACUGUUUCUUUCCUAAGAGAACCACGUCCCUGAUUCUUCCAGGCAUCAUUAAGGCAGCUGCUCACAUAUUGUACGAAACUGAAGUGGAAGUGUCAUUAAUGCCGCCCUGCUUCCGUAAUGAUUGCAGCGAGUUUGUAAACCAGCCCUACUUGUUAUACUCUGUUCACGUCAAAAGCACCAAGCCAUCAUUGUCCCCAGGCAAACCCCAGUCCUCUCUGGUGAUUCCCGCAUCGCUCUUCUGUAAGACAUUUCCAUUCCAUUUCAUGUUUGACAAAGAUAUGAUGAUUCUACAGUUUGGCAAUGGUAUUAGAAGGCUGAUGAGUAGGAGAGAUUUUCAAGGAACGCCUAAUUUUGAAGAGUACUUUGAAAUUCUUACUCCAAAAAUCAACCAAACUUUUAGUGGGAUCAUGACUAUGUUGAAUAUGCAAUUUAUUGUGCGAGUGAGGAGAUGGGACAACUCCAUGAAAAAAUCUUCAAGGGUUAUGGACCUGAAAGGCCAAAUGAUCUACAUUGUUGAAUCCAGUGCGAUCUUGUUCUUGGGAUCACCCUGUGUGGACAGAUUAGAAGAUUUCACAGGACGAGGGCUCUACCUUUCAGACAUCCCGAUUCAUAAUGCACUGAGGGAUGUGGUCUUGAUAGGUGAACAAGCCCGAGCUCAAGAUGGCCUGAAGAAGAGGCUGGGGAAGCUCAAGGCCACCCUUGAGCAAGCCCACCAAGCCCUGGAGGAGGAGAAGAAGAAGACAGUAGAUCUUCUGUGCUCUAUUUUUCCCUGCGAAGUUGCUCAGCAGCUAUGGCAAGGACAAGUUGUGCAAGCCAAGAAGUUCAAUAAUGUCACCAUGCUUUUCUCAGACAUUGUUGGAUUCACUGCCAUCUGCUCCCAGUGCUCGCCCCUGCAGGUCAUCACCAUGCUCAAUGAGCUCUACACCCGCUUUGACCAGCAGUGUGGAGAGCUGGAUGUCUAUAAGGUGGAGACCAUAGGUGAUGCAUAUUGUGUAGCUGGAGGAUUACACAAAGAAAGUGAUACCCAUGCUGUUCAGAUAGCACUGAUGGCCCUGAAGAUGAUGGACCUCUCUGAUGAAGUCAUGUCUCCCCAUGGAGAACCUAUCAAGAUGCGAAUUGGACUGCAUUCUGGAUCAGUUUUUGCUGGAGUUGUUGGGGUUAAAAUGCCCCGCUACUGUCUCUUUGGAAACAAUGUCACCUUGGCUAACAAAUUUGAGUCCUGCAGUGUCCCACGGAAAAUCAACGUCAGUCCAACCACUUACAGGUUGCUCAAAGACUGUCCUGGUUUUGUGUUUACCCCUCGAUCAAGAGAGGAGCUUCCGCCAAACUUCCCCAGUGAAAUUCCUGGAAUCUGUCAUUUUCUGGAUGCUUAUCUACAGGGAACAAAUUCAAAACCAUGGUUUCAAAAGAGAGAUAAGGAAGAUGGCAAUGCUAAUUUUUUAGGCAAAGCUUUAGGAGUAGAUUAGCAAAAUGAACACCUGAUUAUAAGUCUUUGAGGUUUGACUCUUUUGAGGCUGUCAGGAACCUCAGAAAGCACUUUAAGAUUGCAGAUGGCUAAAGAUCAGUAUUAAAAUACCAGUAGCAUAAGUCAGGAUCUACUUUUUCUCCCACUUAACGUGACAAAAAAUGUAUUCACUUCAGUAUUUCAACUCUGCUGUUAAAAAAAAAAAAAAGCCUCAACAAGUGACUUUUU
Molecule: messenger RNA, 2324 nt
Organism: Trichechus manatus latirostris (Florida manatee)
Lineage: Eukaryota; Metazoa; Chordata; Mammalia; Sirenia; Trichechidae
Gene: GUCY1A1
Product: guanylate cyclase 1 soluble subunit alpha 1
Exons: 8
Coding region: 25-2097 (690 amino acids)
Biological process (GO): cGMP biosynthetic process; response to oxygen levels
Cellular component (GO): guanylate cyclase complex, soluble
Molecular function (GO): guanylate cyclase activity; heme binding
Source: RefSeq, a predicted model, not a curated record